AUGCCAGUUCCACAUUACGGGCUUUUAAACCUCUCAUACAUUGAAAAGACAUUCAAGAUUCGAACGAUGACAGACGUACCGCAAUUCAGCUAUGAAACUCCAGACUGGGUGGCCAGUUGCAAAACAUGCAAACCUGUUUGGCAGCGACUGACGACUGGCGAUAAGUUCGAGCACCCAAUCAGCCUCGGAAGUUACGAAGAUCCACUGCCCGCACAAUGUUCUCACGUUAAACCAAUGGUAAAAGCACUCUACGAAUACAGUAGAGACGAAGAAGAAAAGGACAUGACCAGAGACGUCCAGAUCGAUUGCUUCACGGGAGGCUACAGUAUUGAUCUUGUUGAGACCGUGGGUAAUGGCCAGUAUCGCUGGAAUCUUGCUCUAGUUGACCAAGACUCUGUCCCUGACCAUCCUGGUACUGCUCGUAUACUGGACCCCAAAUGGGCGGAUCUGAGUGUUUUGAACACAUGGAAAGACACUUGCAUAUCGUCGCAUGGCACUUCGUGUCAAAAUCCCUUCAAGAUAUGGCAUACACGGCCUGCGUGGCUAGUUGAUGUUGAAAGAAAAUGCCUCGUUCCGGGCAAUGUUGAAGGGAACUAUAUUGCGCUAAGUUAUGCCUACGGCGAUCAUAGUGGCCGUCUGAUCGAUUCCAACGUCCUCCAAGCACUUCAAGUGCAAAAUGCUCUAGAAAGUCCGAGUCUUUCAGAGCAUAUGUCUCCGAUCAUACGAAACGCCAUGUUCCUGACUGCUGCCGUUGGGGAGAGAUAUCUCUGGGUAGAUGCACUAUGCAUCACACACGAGGAUCGAGAAUCAACUACUCAGCAAUUGAAUUUAAUGGGUGCCAUCUACGCCAACGCCAUCGUCACAAUUAUGUCAGUCGACGGUGAUUCACUCACCGGCCUGGCAGGUAUAAAGGGCAUCUCAGCUGCGCGACAACUCGAACAGGACAUCAUUCCCUUCGGGGAUCAGAAGCUCAUCAGAAUAGACUAUUUCAAUCUGCAAUCGGAACAUUGGCUACCUUACUACGAAAGAGGCUGGGUAUACCAAGAAAUAAGGUUAUCUAAUCGAAAGAUCGUCUUUCAAGAGGAGCAGAUACACUGGAUGUGCCAUUGUGCCGUGUGGCAUGAAGAAUCGGCGCAGAAAGUCCGAACAUGGACGGACCCUUACAAUAAGACAAUGGACUUAUCCAUGAGGGUUCUCCUUGCUGGCUUCUUUGACUGGAGUGUAUUCAAUCUGGUUGUAACAUGGUACAAUAUCAUGACAUUUCGAUAUGACGAGGAUGUUUUCCCUGCAAUUUCAGGAUUCUUUUCUGUCCUCAGUCGACGCUUUAAAGGAGGCUUUUUGUAUGGGAUACCGGAAAUGAUGUUUGAGCGUGGACUUGGUUGGACACCGACUUUUGAUUCAACCGACCUUCAACGGCGUGUACGCUCAUCAAGACCGGAGGACAUUCAGCUUAAACCUUCUGGCCUUCCCUCGUGGUCAUGGAUCGGAUGGAGUGGCUCUGUGAACCCGGGUUAUACUGAAGCGACACUGGUGGCAAGACGCCAUGACAAACUAGAAGAAACAACACCCAUCACCAAAUGGUACACCAGCCGUUCCCCAACAGAUCCGCCUGAGCUGUGGCGAAGGAUUAGGUCUACAUGGUAUGAUGAUCGGAAUAGCUACAAGGAUUUCACAAAGCCGCUACCAUCGGGGUGGACACGCCACAAAGCUCCGGACAAGUCAAAAUGGGUCGGCGGACCUCAUAUCUUCCCAGACGGAUGCGACCAAUAUGUUUUCACACACGAAUCCAUGCCAGACGAUGAGCCAGAAGAGGAAGAAGCACAGGCAUGGUAUUACCCUUUCCCUGUCACCGACGUGAAUGAAUCGACAUCACCCGAUAUGCCUGAGCAGACAGAGUAUCUGUUUUGCAAGACGUGGAAGGCUCAACUAUGGGGGACUCAAGAUAUAAAAGAGAAGGGAAAUAUCAACAUUGCCUUGCUCUACAAUAGCCAAAAAGAACAAGUCGGGUUCCUCCAUCUAGUCAACAAGACCUAUCUGGCUCGUUUCCCCGAGGCACUGACUGACGAAGGGGGAGGGCUUCCGGUGGACUUGGUAGCUGUGUGUAAAGUAAGGGAAUACAGCAGGACUCAGGAUGAAGUCACUGAGAUCUGGGACAAGGCAUUAACCAUAAAAGAUACGUAUCUGGUCUUAUGGGUCGAGUGGAUAAAUGGGAUCGCCUAUCGUCUUGCUAGUGGGAACGUACAAGUCGACAAGUGGGAUGAGUUAGAUUUGGAGUCUAUCUCCUUGAUUCUUGGAUAG
Messenger RNA from Fusarium poae, 2298 nucleotides. RefSeq lists its product as uncharacterized. The coding region runs from base 1 to 2298 and encodes 765 amino acids. The record is from RefSeq and is a predicted model, not a curated record. Lineage: Eukaryota; Fungi; Ascomycota; Sordariomycetes; Hypocreales; Nectriaceae. The transcript has a single exon.